AUGCCAUCUGGAUUUGGUGGGCAGCAACAACCACAACAACCAGGCAGGACAGUAUCGAAUCGGAUACCCAACGGCAAGCUAGCAAAUAACGCCAGUGGUUGGGCUUUUGGUGGAAAUGUGCCCAUGAGCGGUGCAGGCCUUCAAAAUUCCGCGAGACCAUUGGGAGGAAACCUUAGCUUCGCACAAAGCCUGAGCGGAUCUCAACCAGCAACACCACUCGAUUUAUCGGAAUUUCCAUCUUUGUCGAACAAUCCUCAAAAUCCGUCCGCUAAUCAAUCGUCCUUAUGGUCGACCAGUGGAAGCAGGAACGUGGGGCCGAUUCAGAGAAACCAGUCCACUCCUCUUUCAUCCCAACCAAGUCAACCAGACGACAUGUUCUCUUCAUCUGCGCGCAUCGCCUCCAAUCAGGGCUCGUUCCGGUUUGGCGGCCAGGGCAAUGCCGGACAAGCAUCGCAGCCUCAACCAGGCAGCAUCGACGACUUUCCGCCGCUCAACAACAGCAACGGGGGAUUCCGCAAUGGUAACGGCGAGAUUGGGCAGGAGCGAGGUUCCAACCUCAUGUCACAGCUUGGUUUUGGAGCCCAGUCCAGUCCUGCGCCUUCAAUCUCCGGUAACAGAGCUGGUAAUGGCCUCCUCAGUGCCCUUUCCGCCAAUACUCGAUCAAACGAUACACGAUCCCCCGAUGCCGGCGCUCCUGGUUCUUCACGGGGUCAGGACAUCAGAAGCGCCAUGAGUGGCCACGAGCCUCGACAAAAGCCCCCGGGCUUCCGCCAAGAUAGUGUAGCGUCGCCCACAUCUGCACAAGACACAUCCGAAGGUCGCGCGUCGUUAGGCGCCAUUGGCAACGAGGUGCCUACUGCCAAGGACAGUGACGAAAAGGAGAGUCAGUCUCCGGUGACGCAUGACCCCUUAUCUGGCAUGUCUCCUGUCGACAAAUGGGGCAUCAAAGGCCUACGGACGCUGAUGAACAACUACUCGGAUUAUACGAGUGCUGUCACGGGCGUGGAUCCAAACCACUUUGGUCUCAAUCUGCAAUCCAAUGAGCCAAUCUCGACGCAAAUCUAUUCCCUUUUCAACGACACGCCACCACGGCCAGCCAUUCCGAAUUUUAAAUUGCCAGAGUGUUAUAACGUGACUAAUGUUCAGCCUUUGGAGAACAAAAUUCAAAGUUUCAACGAGGAGACGUUGAUGUGGAUUUUCUACAGCUGCCCUGGCGAUGUCAAGCAACAGUUGGCGGCAGCAGAGCUGAACAACCGCAACUGGAGAUGGCAUAAGAGGCUCCAGAUCUGGCUGACAAAGGACGACUCCAUGACGCCUCGUUCGCUGAGCCCACAACACGAGCAAGGAUACUACAUUGUGUGGGACACCAGUGUCUGGAGCAAAGUGCGGAAGGAAUUGAUCCUCGUUUAUGCAGAGCUAGAGACUGCCAACAGCACAGCAUAA
This is a messenger RNA of Pestalotiopsis fici W106-1, 1443 nucleotides long. RefSeq lists its product as uncharacterized. Gene Ontology annotation, cellular component: P-body; CCR4-NOT core complex. The coding region runs from base 1 to 1443 and encodes 480 amino acids. The transcript is spliced from 7 exons. Gene Ontology annotation, biological process: regulation of DNA-templated transcription; nuclear-transcribed mRNA poly(A) tail shortening. The record is from RefSeq and is a predicted model, not a curated record. NCBI's taxonomy places the organism in Eukaryota, Fungi, Ascomycota, Sordariomycetes, Amphisphaeriales, Sporocadaceae.